Linum tenue is the source of this 2689-nucleotide messenger RNA. The record is from the annotation of a GenBank genome assembly. Lineage: Eukaryota; Viridiplantae; Streptophyta; Magnoliopsida; Malpighiales; Linaceae.
GUGAAAAAUUCACAUAUAAGGAAAAAGGAAAAUGAAAAGCAAAAAUAAUUAACCAGAACAAGCGCCUGCUGCUACUGUCUCUCCGAGAUUUGAGGUCACUCCAUUUUGUGCUGAGCUGCGAAACUCUUCCGCCAUGACUCUUCAAGCCGCUUCUUGCAGCUUCGCCGGCGUUUCUUCCUUCGCCUCUCCGCCUACAACAGCCCCCCGCCGUCAUCGCCACCAUGCCCGCACCACCGUCGUAGUUCGCGCCGAAGCUGUGGAUCCCGCGGAUAAGUCGGUCGAGAUAAUGAGGAAGUUCUCGGAGCAGUACGCCCGUAGGUCGGGGACUUACUUCUGCGUGGAUAAGGGAGUCACUGCCGUUGUGAUUAAGGGAUUGGCGGAGCAUAAAGAUUCAUUGGGUGCGCCUUUGUGCCCUUGUAGGCAUUAUGAUGACAAAGCUGCAGAAGCAGGGCAGGGAUUUUGGAACUGUCCUUGUGUCCCCAUGAGAGAGAGGUAGGCUUUCUGGUCAAGUUCUUAAUGCAUAACCUCGCUUUUCCCAAGAUUCGUGAUGAACCGGGGAAGUUUUAGGUCAUGAGAAGCUUAUUCGUUUUGGUUGAGGAUUUUUUUUUCCUGGGACUUCUAGUUAAAUUAGGUGUUAGGUUCUGGAACCUGAUUCAACUUCGUGACAGAAUUCUAUUAUUGUCUAGUGUGCAACAUGGUCCAUGAAACCGUACCGGAGACCGUACCGGGAAAGUCAGCGGUAGGGUGUUUUAUGGUAAAACCGUGGUUUAACCGUAGUUCAACCGUUAUACCGAUAAAUACCGCAUAUCGGUUUAGCCUCCGAUACUGGUAUUUCAUGGUUGAACCGCCGGUACGGUAUGGUUUAAUGGACACUGGUGUGCAAGUAUUCUCUUUCCUUGUAUGGACUGAGGAGAGAAAUGUCUUGAAAUGCUGAGUUACCACUAUGGUAGAAUCAAAUUCAAGUACUGGAAGAGGGUGGCUUAUUUCAUGUGAGAUGGCACAUGGAUUCUGCCUAACAUAUUGUUAGUUUCCUGUCUCAUUGCUAAUGAAGGGAAGGGAAAUGGUGAAUAUGACAUUACAAUUUAAUGAUUCUGUACUUGGAAGAGACGAUGGUGAAGGAAGACUCAUUCAUUAUCUGUUUGCUUGCACGUGACGAUAGUGACAGCUAUAACUUAUAAUAUCAGUGGUUGAUAAAAUUAAAGGGGAGAUUUAGACCGCAAAGACAUUGCUUCUCAUUUCUUGCUGUUGUUCAAGCCUUUCCGCUUGUUAAUUAAAAGUAAGAAAUAUGUUCAGAUUGGCUUCAAAGCUGUAACUGGGUAAGAAAGUUCGGUUGGGAAACUAAGAAACCUAGUGUUGCUGUGGCAGAUCUCGAGAAGUGGGGUGAAGAUUCAUUAAAACAGGAUAAUGAUUUGUGAAUUUGCUGAAGGUUCAGACUGAAGCUGAUUAGGGUAUGGAAGAUUGGAAUGUGAGAUGAGGAGUAGUCAUUAUCUUGAUUUGAUCUUGAGAAGUGGUUUUCAGUUGAUUUUGCUGUUUGUGCACUGCCUAUGAGUCUAGGACGGCCCUAUAAAGUCUUCGUGAUUGAGAAUGCUAGUUUCCUACCAAAACUAACAUCUUCAAAAGCUUGAGCUUUGGUUGUCACUGCUUGAUGCUGGAGUUUUCAUUGUUUGGGUUUAGGUAAAGAUCGACUUGUUUUACCAGUAAAUGUAAGUGAUAUGGCUUGUAUAAGAAAGCAAAAUGUUUCUCUUCUUACGCAAUCCGAAGCCAUCUGAGACUUGUCAUCGAAUUUUUGUAUUGUCCCAUAUUCCUGCACAGUUUCUACUAUUGAAAGAAUCACACAUUAUCUGUAGACUAGUGAAGAAACAUGCCAUUUAUGGAAGCCUGUGAUUACUGUUUUUCGGGGAGAAGACAGCUAUGUGAUUGCUAGCUAGCGAAGUUGCUAAUCAACGAAACCAAUUGCGCCUCCUGAGCCCAAGAACAGGGCAUUCUUUAGGAAGGAAUAAAAUCCAAAUAAUGUUCACCUAGUGUCUUAUUAACUUUAUGGUGAUACUCCCUUCUGUGCUUUAACUGUAAGAUGGCUAUUGCAGGAAGGAGUGUCAUUGCAUGCUUUUUCUCACCCCAGAUAAUGAUUUUGCCGGCAAGGAUCAGGCGAUCUCCUUGGACGAAAUCAAGGAAGCAACAGCCAAUUUCUAAUCUGAUUCGUGCAGGGUUAUCGAUAUGUGAGUAAUGUGAAAAACUGACCACACUUGUCAAUCAUAUUGUAUACGAGUAUUAUACUACUGGUUAUGAGAGGAGCAAUGUAGAUUGUAUGGCCACCUAAUGCUUGUAUUCAAUUUCUUCUGCAUCUCAUUCUUUCACCCCUUUCUUUCGGUUUUGCUCCUGCUGGAAUUGGGAGGCGCAGUCUGGCAGCCGAGUUCUUGUCCAGUACCAGAAAUGCCAAGUUAUGGUGCCUUUUGUCCUUGGUGGAUGUGAAUAGUUCCUUAGUUUGAUUAGUUCAAACUGAGAAAGAAAAACAAGAUAAUCACUUCUCUCCCCUCAUUUACUCAUUGUACAACUUGAGUUGGAAUACACGAACAUCUUUAACAAGGAUGAAAUACAAACUUCUGGGCUUGGUUACAUACUUACAUGGAGUUGUCCAUUCUCUACUAUUCAAUACUAGUGCUUCAUGUUGGGUGCAGAUUAGGUUGGGUAA